GGGUGAGGAGUGCAGGCCGUGGCGCCGCAGGCUGUCUUCGUCGACCAUGUCGCUCUCGUGGUCUGCCGCCCUCAGGAUCUCCCUCCUCCUCAUCCUCCUCGCCGCCAUCGUCACCGCCUUCCUCACCCUCCCCGUCGAAAAGAUUUUGAAGGACUUUCUGUUAUGGAUCAAACAAAGCGUGGGCCCAUGGGGUCCUCUUGUGCUGGCUGUUGCGUAUAUUCCCUUAACGGUGCUAGCUGUUCCAGCAUCAGUUUUAACACUUGGAGGUGGUUAUCUCUUUGGUUUGCCUAUCGGCUUUAUUGCUGACUCUAUUGGAGCAACAAUUGGUGCAACAGCUGCUUUUCUCCUUGGUAGAACGAUUGGGCGGCAGUAUGUUAUCUCCAAAUUGAAGGAUUACCCAAAAUUUCAGGCAGUUGCUAUUGCAAUUCAGAGAUCUGGUUUCAAGAUUGUGUUGCUGCUUAGGCUUGUUCCGCUACUUCCGUUCAAUAUGCUAAAUUACCUGCUCUCUGUUACUCCUGUUGGCAUUGGAGAAUACAUGUUGGCAUCUUGGCUUGGGAUGAUGCCAAUCACUCUUGCAUUAGUAUAUGUUGGAACAACUUUAAAGGAUCUGGCUGAUGUGACUCAUGGAUGGAGUGAGAUUUCGACCACCCGCUUGGUGCUCAUAAUAUCGGGCUUUAUAGUAUCUGUGAUCCUGGUGGUAAUUGUGACGAAAGUCGCAAAGGCUUCUUUAGAUAAAGCAUUGGCUGAGAACCCAGAUGUCGGUAGCGUCUUAGUCACCCCUCAACUACCUGUCACCGUGACGGCUCCUCCGUCGGAUCUACACCAACCUCUCGUCAUCAAGAUCGACCCUUCGAACGACGAUCACGAGAAGUGAAUCCAUUAUUUAACAUGUAAAUUCUUGUCUUUUUUUUUUUUUAAUAUAAUUUUAGCAUCAUAUGAGUUUCACAAUAGGGUUAGUAGCUCACUUUGUAUGCAUAAUUCUGUUGUUGAGGUGGCUAGAAUAUCUCCCUUGCCAACUACACUACCUCAUGCUCAGAUGUUAGUUGUUUCUUGUUAUUUUUUAUUUUACAGGCAAGUUGAACGCACAGAUUAAAUGAUAUUCUGGUUUAUUUGUCUAACCUGGCAUUAUUGAAGGAAAUUUAUUUUUUUUUCCUCC
Ananas comosus (pineapple) is the source of this 1156-nucleotide messenger RNA. RefSeq names its product TVP38/TMEM64 family membrane protein slr0305-like. The transcript has 9 exons. NCBI's taxonomy places the organism in Eukaryota, Viridiplantae, Streptophyta, Magnoliopsida, Poales, Bromeliaceae. The record is from RefSeq and is a predicted model, not a curated record. Gene Ontology annotation, cellular component: membrane. Bases 47 to 874 code for a protein of 275 amino acids.